AAUAAUGGAAGAGAUGAAAUUAACAAAUGAAGAAUUACUGAAUAAGAAACAGAAUAUAGUUAAGAAAUGUAAGAAAUGUAAUGAUGGAAAUAAUAUGUUUAAAUAAGUGAAGUUUGGGACAUCCAAAUGGUAAAUAAUGUGUCUGUUUAAGGCUAGGUUGGAUAUGGUAUUUGGAAAUUAAUAAUAGCUGAAAACAGGAUUUUGAUUUACAUAGGUAAUGGGUUGCUGAUAACUUUUAUUGAUUAAUGGAAUUUUUAUUUAGGAAUGUAUUAACAAAUGUAUUAUUUGCGCCGUAUAUUUAUGAUGUUAUUGUAUUCAACUGAUUACCCUAUCUCCACAUUUGUUCUUAAGCUUCUUGGUGCAAAAAUGGAAAAACCAAUAAAAUUGUUUGGAAAAAAAAAAGAAUUAGAGACUCUGAGAUUCUGAGGCUGGAAAGCAGAAUCUGAUGGACUGUCAGUCUACAGUUGAGGAAAAAAAACAGACAGCCACCUGAAAUUGUUCCUGGGACAAUAACUAGAUCUGAAAAAGUGGAGGCUGAUUUUGAUAAUCAGAAAUAAGUGCGAGGAACCCAAACAUAGUGCCAAUUAAGAGCUGCUAGGCAAGGCAAAUAAUUCUGGCUAUAUGAUAUGAAUGAAACCAGGUUUCAUUCCUCCAUUGCAAAUGGAUCUUUGGCUUAUGACCCAGGGGACUGGGGCUUCUGGAUUGCCUUGGCUCUUGGCUAUCAGUCUGCCCUCUAAACAAUAGCAGGCCUUUUACCUUUGGCUAGUCUCAACUUACUGAUUUAUUAAAACACUAGUGCUAUAAUUUACCACCAAGAGCACUGACUUUAAUUGCAUACGUAUGUGUGGCACAUUUAGAACCCUCAAUGUUAUCGCUUUCCCAGGUCCUGUGUUUGCUGCCUUUGGAGUAAGUCAAUAAAAGUCAAAGAAUUAUGUUUUUUUCUCUGCCUAUUACUGGUUUUGGCCUCAAACAGAACAUUUGCUUUUUCUUGUUUGAGAAAGUAGCAUUACUAGUAAUAGCAUGUAAUAUUGACAGGGAAUGCAGAAUUACUGUUAUUAUACUGCUAUAAUUACUGAAUUUCUGAAUAAAUUACUGAAUAAACUGAUAUGGAUUAAAUUGAAGGAAUAUUCUGUAUUGCUACUAGCUAUCAAGUAGUGUAGUGUUUUGAUGUUCUUGGUUUACAGUGUAAUAGUACUUUUGCACUGGCAAGGUGUACAAAUUAUGUUAUACAAAAGCAAUGUUGAAAGUAAGUAUAUAGUGUGAAGAGGGUUAAUACAAGAAAAUGUCAAUAAAGGCUUUAAACAUGCUGUAUUAUGUUUAAGUUUUGGACCUUAAACAUACUGUAUUAUCAGUAAAUAAGAAAAUGUUAGUCUUAACAACAUAAAUCCUAGAAAAUUUGACUCCUGUACAGAGAAUCUGAUGAUUAGCUGGAACUGACUAAACAAAGCAGUAGACAUAAUAUUGCCUACGUUCAUAAGGAUUCUAUAAAUCAUUGUAGCCCAAAUUUUGUGGCCAAUUUAAAAAUGCCCUAAUAACAAAUUAUAUCUACUGUAACUGCAGUUAAUUGCAGUUAAACAAAUAGUUGGCAUUUGUAUAUCAAAAUUUUCAACUAUUCUGAGUGUGUUCUGGGUCUUACAAUGAUCCUAAAAUCUCGAUAGAAAUUGUUCAAUCUACACGUAGUCCUCAUUUAAUAACCACAAUUGGGACCAGCAACUCAGUUGUUAAAUGAAAUGGUUGCUAGGUGAAAGUAUAAGUUUGCUAAUGAUCUCAUUUCAGCUUUCCUUUGCUUUACAGACCUGUGAAGGUUGCAAAUGUGAGGAUUAAUCAUGUUAUUUUGCAUCACCACUGUAACUGCAAAUGGUCAUUAAACAAGGUAGUUCCUAAAUGAAGGCUAUCUCUAUCUCAAAGGGAAGCAGAAGAGAAAUACAAGUUAAGAAAACAAUAACUUGCCUAAGUAUUCUAGAUGUUAGUGAUUGAGAGGUUUCAUUGUGUAGAUAUCUACUCAUACAAAAAUUUUAAGUUACAGGCUAUUAUUAUAAAUACAUAUAUAAUGCUGUUCUGUAUGGAAGAGAGGUGCAGUCUGGCAUAGCUGUUAGUUUUCCUGCUGUUAAUAGACAAUUUCAAGACCCCAUCUAUUCAUUCUUAUGGUUCUUAUUCUUUACAAACAUGAAACAUAAAGGUAAUAAAAGUCUUUGAGUAUUUAAAAUGAAAAAAUAAUGGUUCAGGAAAGGUAUUAUGAUGUUGUAAAUUGUCCUGAGUUGCUUAAUAUUGAGAUGAGUGGCAUAUACAUUUAAUAAAUAAAUAAAUAGUAAACAUAGACCCUUCCAUCUUUGUUUCCACUCUUCAAUAUCUCAAAAGCAGAUGAAGAUGAUCUGCAAGUAUCAUCUCUGCCAACUUCACAAAGAACCAAUCUCAUUUUGAUUUCUCAGUAGACCCUGUAAAAACAAAAUUUCGCUAAUAAAGUAAAUAAUGGUUGUACAAAAGAGUUCUUAUGAGGAGCAGCCGCAAACCUAACAAACUACCUUCCUCUUUGAAAAACUGGGAUGAAAGGAAGAUCUGGGAAAGCAUAGCAAGAUAGAUGAGGAAACAAACUCCCAACAGCAUUAACAUUAAACAAAAUACUAGGGUUUUUUGUAUGUGUUCAAAAAUAUAAGCCCUGAGCUGGGAAAAAAACUUAGCUUAUUUCUCAAAUUCAGCCAAUGCUGGGGGAUUCCAAAAGUCCAGACUUGCAAACUGGUGCCUAGUUCUCAUGUGAAAGUGCCCAAAUAUUACAUAAAGUUGUCCAAGUGAAAAUAAUUUUUUGAAUACUAUUUUGGCAGUCUAUCAUUAUGUGUCCUGGGGUCAUUUUCAAAUCUUAUAAACCACAGAUUUAUAUUUUCUCUAUGAAUUUUCAAUUAUUUUAUAUAAAUAAAAAAUAGAAAUUUUAUAUUUGUGUAAUAUUUUAAGUAAAAGUAUUUAUAUAUUUAAAUGUACCAGACAGGUAAAUAAAUAGCUUCCACAUCUCUUUAAACAUAGUGAAGUUGAUUUCCAGACCUCAGUCUCUUUCAUUCAUCUUUGUGUAGUCAAAAUAUCUGGCCCCUCCAGCACUACCGCAGUGGAAUAUUACUACAGGGACCAUAUCUUAUUGGAGAAAUAAAGGGGAAACUUGAAAAAGGGGCCAAUCUGAGAGAAGUUCACAAAGAUAAAAAAAAAUAUAACUGUUAUACAACAGUGUGUACCGUAUUUCAAACUUGGCAACUUAAAAGAUGUGUGGACUACAACUCCCAGAAUUCUUGCUGCUGACUGGAGAAUUCUGGGACUUGUAGUCUACAUCUUAAAGUUGCUAAAAUUUAGAAGCCUUGCAAUAUUAAUGUCAUUAGGAAUGCUAAGAAGGAUGGCUACAUAGGGCAUAUAUCCAUGUUAUUUCCGUGUUCUUAUUCUUCUCUACAUACAAGUUCAGGUGAUCACUGAUUAAAGAAACUGACCCUUUACCUAGUCAAGGCUCUGUGUUCUGGCUUUACUGAACUGACCCUCAUAGUAAAUGAGGAGAUUUGCCGCUCAUCUCGGCCCUUGGACCAAAGGACAAAUCAGAGGGCGAACUAUCGAACUCUUCAUAAGUCAGCCUCCCGCUACCCGUUGGGCAUCCUAAAGGCUAAUUAGCAAGUAGCAGCGGCUCAAACUCUUACGAAUUGCAACGUCCGGGAGCCUAGACACCUUCGGGGAAUCCCCAACCACACAGGAGGUGAACAAGGAUACACUGCCGCGGAAGGUGGAGGCUCGCAGUGGCCGACAGACCUCGCGAGAAAAGGCGGUAUUUUGGGGGCUGCGGCUCCUCCUCCUCCGGCAGCGAAUAGGCGGCUGAAGCAGGCCUGCGUGGAGGAGGAAGAGCGCGAGAAACCAGCCGGCAUUGCUGAGCGAGGCAAGUGGCUCGGCCCGCUGCGGGGAAGUCGCGCCUGCCUGUCUGCCUGUCAAGAUGUCGGGCGGGCGGGUGUGCGCUGCCUGCGGCGGCUCUGACAUAGAGGUGGACUCAGCCCGGGGCGAUGCAGUGUGCACCGGAUGCGGUUCGGUGCUGGAAGACAACAUCAUCGUCUCGGAAGUGCAGUUCGUGGAGAACAGCGGCGGAGGCUCCUCGGCAGUCGGGCAGUUCGUCUCCCUCGACGCAGCAGGAAAAACUCAAACUGUUGGAGGAUUUCAUGUCAACUUGGGAAAGGAGUCACGGGCACAGACUUUGCAAAAUGGAAAACGCCAGAUCCAUCAUUUAGGGAACCAGCUGCAACUAAAUCAACAUUGUCUUGAUACAGCCUUCAACUUUUUCAAAAUGGCAGUGAGCAAGCACUUAACUCGUGGGAGGAAGAUGACCCAUGUCAUAGCAGCAUGCCUCUACUUGGUGUGUAGGACAGAAGGCACUCCGCACAUGCUGCUUGACCUCAGCGACCUCCUUCAGGUGAACGUCUAUGUGCUGGGAAAAACGUUCCUUCUGUUGGCCCGAGAGCUCUGCAUAAAUGCUCCAGCUAUAGAUCCAUGUUUAUAUAUUCCUCGUUUUGCACACAUGCUCGAGUUUGGUGAUAAGAACCAUGAAGUCUCCAUGACAGCCUUAAGGCUCCUGCAGCAGAUGAAGAGAGACUGGAUGCAUACAGGUCGACGGCCAUCAGGGCUUUGUGGUGCAGCUCUCCUUGUUGCAGCAAGAAUGCAUGAUUUUCGGCGCACUGUUAAAGAAGUAAUCAGAGUGGUUAAAGUUGGUGAAUCAACAUUAAGGAAAAGACUUACAGAAUUUGAAGAUACACCUGCAAGUCAGCUAACAAUAGAUGAGUUCAUGACCAUUGACCUGGAAGAGGAAUGUGAUCCUCCUUCAUUUACAGCUGGCCAACGAAAGAUAAAGAUUCAGCAGCUUGAGAAGGAAUUGUCAAAAAAGCUUGAAGAAUUAGAAGGUGAAAUAACAAGCUAUCAAGAUGAAAUAGAGAUUGAAUUAGAAAAUAGCCGGCCCAAAGCAAAAGGAGUUUAUGCAAAUUAUAGCAAGGAUGAUUGCAUAGAAGAUACCAUUUCAAGUAUAUUUGGAGAUGAGGAUGGAGAAGAUGAAGAACUGGCAGCAGCUGCAAGUCAUCUGAACAUGGACUUUUAUAAUGAACUUCUUGAUAAAGAUCGAUCAAAAGAAAAAGAAAUUGCUGUAAGGCCAUCUCCUCUGGAAUCACUUCUUGGACCUCUUCCUACUGCAGCCAGUCUUGGAAUAACAGAAUCUAUAAAAGAAUGUAUCUUGACUAAAGACCGAGACCAUAAUGAAAAUACUGGAGAUGGUGAAUUAGAUCUAAGUGGAAUUGAUGACAGUGAAAUAGAUAUGUACAUACUUAAUGAUUCAGAAGCCAGGAUAAAAGCAGAAUUGUGGAUGAAGGAAAAUGCAGAUUAUUUAAAGGAACAAAAGGAAAAAGAAGCAAGGAUAGCAAAAGAAAAAGAGCUUGGGAUUUAUAAGGAACAUAAGCCCAAGAAGUCUGCAAAGAAACGGGAGCUAAUCCAGGCCAGCACAGCAGGAGAGGCAAUUGAAAAAAUGUUGGAACAGAAGAAGAUCUCAAGUAAAAUUAAUUAUAAUGUGUUAAGGGACCUCAACAGCAAAGGAGGUAGCACACCAAAGAAAGAUGAUGAUACCACUGAUGAUAGCACCAGCACCAAGAAGUUAUCAAGGAGAAAAUCUCUUGUGAAUCGGAAUGUGGCUAAUACAGUAAACACCAUGGGGAAAAGGCUAAGGCCCUUGAUUUCAACCCAGCUAGCCAAAAAGCCGGCCACGGAAGAGGCUGUCUUUCCAAGUACUCAGACAGAAACUGAAAAGGUUGAAAAAUCAGGAACUGUGCUGGUGGAAACUGGUCCAGUAUCUUAUAAUCAUGAGGAGGAUGUGGAAGAAGAAGAAAUUGAAGAGGAAGAGGAUCAUUGUGUUAGCGCCCUUAAACUAAUGGGAGGAAACGAUUAUGGCUGUGAUAUGGAAGAUGAUGAUGGAUAUUAAACCUUUCUGUCUCCAAAUGGAAAUUGUGGGAGAAGCCACUAGUAGUAAAAACAACUUUUCCUGCCUUGGAAACAAAAGUUCUGUUUGCAGUGGAUUCCUGUCAGUUUUCUUUGACCUACAGGCAGGCACUGCAGCUUGGCUUUAGAAUACUUGAAAUGUUUCUGAUUUGGAUCAUGAUAUAAGAAAAAGAUUAACUGAAGCAACAGUUCCAGAGAUGAAAGAAUAGCCAAAUGGCUGCCCAAGCAUCCUUUGGACUUACCAUGUACUGGAUUCAAUAAUAUACAUUGCUGUAAGAAUGUGUACAAAGAAGAAGAAUUGUUACAGAAUGCUAGACUUUUGUGUGAAUAUAUUUGCGACUUGAACAUUUUUGAGUUGUACUGUUUACAUCAAUAGGAUUCUCAACAGCAGAAGCUUGUUCCUGCUAUAACAUCCAUGUCUUCAUGCUUCAGAAGUGGUAAAACAUAUCAAAAUGGGCAGACAACUUCCUUUGGAAACAAGUUAAAAUGUAUUGUUUGUUUGUUUGUUUGUUUGUUUGUUAAUACCAUCCUAGGAUCAGACCAUUGCUUGCCUGUCAACUCUAUGCCAGUGUAAGACAAAAAAGUUGCUUUAUUAGAGUGGAGACCUCAUGGGUGUUGGUGUUGUUCAAAGCUUCUUUGCAAGGCGAGUUAUUGUGUGUUCCAAGAACAUUAAGCUGGGUCUUCCUUUACACCAGGGGUGUCAAACUGCUGGCCUGCAGGCCGGAUGCAUCAUAGCAAAACCGCGCCCACCCCAUUGCUGGCACUGGGAAAAAAAUUGCGAUAUGUCACGACACCCUUGCUUUACACUCACUGCUACUAUUAGAGAUGAGGCAAGCAAAGGCUAGGCUGAUAACAGAAGGAAGGAAAGCUCAAUAGAUUAACAUCUGACACUCUUCUUUUUUCUGACUGAGGACCAUUUCACAAGUUUUCUGUGCCCCAUCCCAGGUUUUAUUUUUUAAUUUUAAAAACAAGAUGAUAUCUCAGGGCAAUUUCUGUCCUCUUGUCAGAAGUGUCAGAUUUCUCUCCAAGGUAAUGCCUUUGUUUUGUUUUGUUAAGCAAGUAGUUUGAAGUAUUUUUUUUCUGUUUGAUGUAAAGUAAUUUUCUAUUAUGUAAUGAUGUCAUUAAGGAUAUAUUUAUAGCUCAACAGUGCAAAAGGCUCAUUUAUCAUUACUUUAACCAGUUAAUCAGUUGGUAUAACUAGUAUCCUGAAAAAUGUAAAACAGACUAGUAGUUUCCCCACCUAAAUUGUGUAAGACAGAUUUUUCUUGAUUCUCAUCCUCCCCGGACUAUAAGUUAGCUCUGCCCAGUUUUCAUGUUGAUCUUUAUUAGCCAAACUACCUCUUUUUGCCAAUGUUAACUGUACCGACUCAAGGUGGGAUGAUGUUUUUAUUUCAUCCACUUGAAGACUAAAGUGGAAACUAUUUUUUUCCUUUGUUUCCAAGGCCAGGAUCUCAAAUGGCAAACUGUGUCUUAAUUAUAUUGCUUUAGUUUGCAAAUUGGAAUUCCCAUGAGGAAAUGGCAUUCCAUGCAAAUGAUCCUUUCCAGAUAGGCAACUUAGCAUAGUAGAGAAAAAUGCUGGCAUUUUUUUUUUACACAAAGAAGCUUUCAAUCAAUGACACUUCACACUUAGACUGGCACACUCUAUGCUUGCAGUCUGAAAUAGUUUGGGCCAGGUACAGAUUUAUCACUUUAUUAAAUUAAUCUCAAGGUGCUGGUUAAAGGUUAGCAAUAUGUUCAGUAAGGAGAAUAUGGCUAGUCCAGUUAGCUAUUCCUGUGUGAGGGCCAUUUAUCUUGGCACUGAAUUACAAUAUUAGUACUUGUAAAAUUACAACUCUUUUUUUCAAUAGUACUUUGUCCAGUUUUACUCUGAAAAAGAUUGUUAUGGUAACAUAAUUUAUUCAUUGCUAGAGGAACAAGCAAAACAAAUGAUUUUUUGUAAGCACUGAAUUAGGAGUUUGCCAACAAUUAGCUUGAGCAGCUGCUGCUUUGCCUUAUGGCAGGGAUGAGAAACCUGUACCCCUCCAGAAGUUGCUGAACUACAACUUUUGGCAGUCCCAGCCAGCAUAGCCAAUGACGAGGGAUGCUGGAGGCUGUCAUCCAACACCAUCUGGAGGACCAUAGGUUUUGCAUCUCUGCCUCAUAAGUUCAUUUGUUUCUAAAGAGAUGUUCCAAAAGAGGUAAAACUUCUGGUCAGUGACUUUAUCUCCUCACUGCAUUGGAAAAAAUGAAAGUCUCUCUAUCAGACUUCUUAGAAGAGAAAUUGCUACUGCGUCAAAAGUAUUAUGUUGGCAGAAGAAAAAAAUACACAUAUGAAAUCCAUAAUUUUGGAAUCAGAUGUAACUUAAUAAUGUUUGUAUUCCAGAUCAAUUUCAUAAUAACCACAUCAGACACCCAACUGUACCUAUGUGGUUGGGUUCUCUAUGCAGCUUGGCAAGUUUCUUUUUUGGGUGUACUUCCUCAUAGCACAGGUUGAUGGAGUUAGGUAUGCAUUGAUGGAGUUAGGUAUGCAUUGUAACCAGUUAAAUUACAGAUCUGGACUGCAAGUUACAAAACUGGAAGGGGUGGGCAGGGGCAUCAUGGACAAACAUGCAAUGGACACUUCUUAAUCAGAGUCUGAGUGGAUCAGGGUUGGCCAUCAUUGUAUCCUCACGUAAGCAUUUUUAUUCUUGUUGAAAAUAAGCUACAAAAAAGUAGAAUUGGGAGUUCUUGUAGGGGCUUGUAAUAUUAAACCAAUUAUCCUAUUUAAUUUUCUAAUAAAAAUGCUGUUUCAAGGAAUGUUUA
Molecule: messenger RNA, 8766 nt
Organism: Crotalus tigris (Tiger rattlesnake)
Lineage: Eukaryota; Metazoa; Chordata; Lepidosauria; Squamata; Viperidae
Gene: BRF1
Product: BRF1 RNA polymerase III transcription initiation factor subunit
Exons: 18
Coding region: 3953-5968 (671 amino acids)
Biological process (GO): DNA-templated transcription initiation; transcription preinitiation complex assembly; transcription by RNA polymerase III
Cellular component (GO): transcription preinitiation complex; transcription factor TFIIIB complex; nucleus
Molecular function (GO): RNA polymerase III general transcription initiation factor activity; RNA polymerase III type 3 promoter sequence-specific DNA binding; TBP-class protein binding
Source: RefSeq, a predicted model, not a curated record